Arctia plantaginis is the source of this 2697-nucleotide messenger RNA. NCBI's taxonomy places the organism in Eukaryota, Metazoa, Arthropoda, Insecta, Lepidoptera, Erebidae. The record is from the annotation of a GenBank genome assembly.
AUGGGGGAGAUCGGAGAACCGACGCUAUUGCAGACAUUACGCGGCCACCGUGGCGAGGUGUCAUGCGUGGAUGCGGCAGGCGCACUCCUUGUGUCCGGCGGCGGUGACCGUUCGCUACGUCUGUGGCGCUGGGUGGCUUCACGGGGCUGGGAUGAGGUUACGCGUGUCGAUAGCGCACACCGCUACAGCAUCACUGCUGCACGGUUUGCACCUGGUGCUGUGCUGUUGGCCUCCGCGGGUGUGGACGGAGCCAUCCGGGUGUGGUGCGGUCGCACGCUGACGCCGCGUCGUGAAUUAGCAGCGCCGGGUGCGGUAGCAGUGCGUGCGCUUUGCUGGGCGGCACACUCGCGCAUUUUAGCGGGCCAUGACGACGGAACACUCUGCGUGUGGAAUACGCCUCGAGCCACACUUCUCGCACGAAUGCAAGCACAUGAGGGUGCAUUGUACGCGGUGGCAGCGCCCGCGCGCUGUGCGCUUCUCCUCACCGCUUGUACCGACGGCGUGCUCAAGGUCUUCGACCUUGCAGAGGUUUGCCGUAGCAGCGCCGAUGACGGUCCAUCGCCGGUGCCGCUGACAUGGGUAGACGGCGCGCACGACCUGGGUGCGCUGUGCGCGGACGCGACGGAGGAGGGCGGCGCGGCGGCGACGGGCGGACACGACGCGGUGGUGCGCGUGUGGCGCGCGGGACCUUGCGGAUUGGCGCCGGCGGGAGAGCUGACGGGCCACGCUGCGGCGGUGACGGCGUUACGUUGGGCUCGUGGUGGCGCGUUGCUCUCGUCAGCAUCCCUGGACCGCACGGCGCGCCUCUGGGUGGUGGGCGACGAGCCAAUGUGUUUACAUGUGGUGCACGCACACGCUCGCUACCUCACAUGUGUUACGUUCGCCCCCGAUCUCAGUUAUAUGGUCACCGGAUCAAAUGACAAGUCGGUGAGAAUGUGGUCGCUGGGCUCUUUGACACUUGAAGACGAGCUGGAGCCUUCAUGUGCGGCACUUGAACAUUUUGCUUUAGGAGAUCUCGAGGGGAUUGAGCCACUGGACGAGUCAUUGGAGGAGGAGCACGUAGCGGCGAGCGAGGACGAGGAGCUUGUGAACGGAACGAGGCGCUUGUGGCGUGGGUCGCAGGCGCACGCCGCACCAAUCAAUUGCAUUAGCACACACGACGACAUGGUCGCAACUGCAUCCAGCGACGGGUGGGUGCGGCUGUAUCGCUGGUGCAAGGAGACAAGUGAGCUGGUCGAAGUUCACUCCUUGGACGGUCAUCAGUACCCGGCGAUGGCGGCAGACUUCGGCGCCAGCGGAGCGCUGCUGCUCAGCGCUGGCCUCGAUGGACGUGCCUGCCUGUGGGAUGUCGAGUCGGGCGUGCAGCUGCGCGUGCUGAGCGUAGGUGUGGACGAAGCGGCGUGCGGCGAGGCGGGGGGCGGAGGGGUGCGCGGAGCGCGGGUCUCGCCGCACCGCCCGCCACGCCUGCUGCUCGCUACGGACGACGGCAUCGCGCCGCUCUGGAGCCUUGGCUGCGCCGAUCCGCGCCCUACAUAUGUGUACGCGGGCCACACGGAGGCGGUGUUGUGCUGCGCGUGGUCGCGGGACGGUCGCGUGGCGGCGACGGGCGCGGCGAGCGGCGAGCUUCGCGUGCUCGCGCAUCCGCCGCGCGCCUGCGUGCUGCACCACGAGCCUCACGCACACGACCUAGGAGUGCAAAGCUGCGACUUUGCGCCGUCUUCUGGUGACUUUGAACUUCCGGACGACACCCACGUGCUGGCGACGGCGGGCUCCGACUCCUUCAUAAAACUAUGGCUCAUUGAAACACACGAAGAAGAUGGAGAAGUCCUGAGUGCGACCGUAAGUCUGGUACGUCAGGUAGAGGCACACGGCGGUGGCGCAGCGAGUGUGCGAUGGUCCAGGGCGAUGGGAGUGGAAGGAGCGCUAUUUGCAAGCGCGGGGGCGGAUGGAUGGGCGCGCGUAUGGCGUGUGACGCCGCAAACUAUGGCUCUACGGACGGUGGCCGCAGCACAAGCGGCUGGAGCCGGUGGUGUAUUGGCAGUAGCGUUAUUGGCACGCUCUUCACCAGGACCACCACUCCUGGUGUCUGGUACGCUGGCGGGGGAGCUCGCGGUGUGGCAGCUUCCGCUAGAUGAACUGGAUGAUGAAGACGAAGACGAGGGUACGUCACCAGCACUUUGGGGUCCAGCAGGCGUAACUCGUUGGAUUAAAGAAAAUAUCACCCGCGCACCAGGAUCGCGAGCAACUCCAGAACAAGAAUCAGAAUUAAUACGUAAAUCGCACGAUGCAAACGUCACAGGCUCGACACUUAUGAACGCACCCUUCGAUGAACUACUAGAGGAUUUAGGUUAUGGUUGCGCAGAUUCGCUAGAGGAUAGUGAAGAGGAGCAUGGCGCGAUACGAGCGCGGCUCCAAAGUGAGCUGCUGUGGUUGCGCCGCGAACUGCCCUCCGCUGCGCAGGAGCGCUCGGCGCCGCACGCGCUGCUGUGCCCGCUGUCGCACCGCCUGCUGCGUGAGCCCGCGCGGGCCGCCGACGGCUACACGUACGAGCGUGCCAACAUACUCGACUGGUUCAUCGCUGCCGAUGGUGCGGUGUCGCCUGUGUCGGCGCGACGGUUGCGCAACGCGCGCGCUCUGCCCAACUACGCCCUGCGCGACCGGCUGCGACAGUUUAUGCAAGACGAGGGCUAUCAAUAA